Molecule: messenger RNA, 1296 nt
Organism: Silurus meridionalis
Lineage: Eukaryota; Metazoa; Chordata; Actinopteri; Siluriformes; Siluridae
Gene: rab9a
Product: RAB9A, member RAS oncogene family
Exons: 2
Coding region: 179-787 (202 amino acids)
Biological process (GO): Rab protein signal transduction; retrograde transport, endosome to Golgi
Cellular component (GO): lysosome; late endosome; phagocytic vesicle
Molecular function (GO): GTPase activity; GTP binding
Source: RefSeq, a predicted model, not a curated record
GUGAACGUGUGCUUACUGUUUAGUUUCUGGAGCAUGACAAGUUUGUAUAAAAGUUGGAUCAGUUUGCUGUGUAGCUAGCAUGAAUGCUAACCAAUCCAGGAAGCUUGGUCCAAACGUAUUCGGCAUAUGAGAACUAACUUGUAGUCAUUACUUUGGAUUGAACAUUAAUAUCAUCACCAUGGCAGCCAAGUCAUCUCUCCUAAAGGUGAUCCUGCUUGGUGACGGUGGCGUGGGCAAGUCGUCGCUCAUGAACCGAUACGUUUCGGACAAGUUCGACGCGCAUCUCUUCCACACUAUCGGCGUGGAAUUCCUCAACAAAGAGCUGGAGGUGGAUGGGCGGCGGGUGACUCUGCAGAUUUGGGACACCGCCGGUCAGGAGCGCUUCCGAAGCCUGCGCACGCCGUUUUACCGCGGCUCCGACUGCUGUCUUCUCACGUUCGGCGUGGACGACUCGCAAAGCUUCAUCAACCUCGGGCACUGGAGGAAGGAGUUUGCCUACUACGCUGACGUGAAAGAGCCCGACAGCUUCCCUUUCAUCAUCCUUGGCAAUAAGAUCGAUGUAAUGGAUCGGCAGGUCACCAGCGAGGAGGCGCAGAGGUGGUGUUAUGAUAACGGCGGCCACCCGUAUUUUGAAACAAGUGCCAAGGACGCAACAAACGUCGCUGAAGCUUUUGAAGAGGCCGCAAGGCGUGUGCUGGCGCUGGAGGAUCGUCAAGCUCACGUCAUGCCUUCAGACGUUGUGGAUAUGCGUAGGAAGCCACGCUCUGGCAGUCGCUGUUGUUUGUAACAGCUGGAUAUUAUGAAAAAGUCAAUCCAUGGACCAUAUAAAGCUGCAUAAUAGACUUUUAAGGACUUACUAGAGCUGCUCUGUUACUCCUUUUUUGACAUCCAGGACGUAUUGUGUCUAGCAGUAGUAAGUCAGAGCAGCUGGACAUUAGUUAUAAUUGUUAAAAAUAUCGGACCACAUGUUGGUUCUGGUCUGUGAAGCUUAAAUCAUUGAGUAAAGUACCAUUGAAGGCUCUUGUACGAGUGUUGAAACAUUAUUACACAAAUGAAUUUGACUAACUGCUCUUACACACUUGAAAUGACCCAGAUUGCAGAAAACCUCUAGAGCUUCUCCGUAGCAGGUGGCGCAAGGGUUUGGGAUUUUGUAGCUUCUAACCAAUAAGUUCUACAGGUUUUGUGUUGGAGGCCAUUUUUCAGGCCAGUGAACAAACAAACACUUACCAGGGAAUAGAGUUUAAUUACUGAAUUACUGCAACUAAUGUUUAAAAUGAUUAAAUGUGUUUAUAACCA